GGUUUACAAGUGGGAUGAUAAAACUCCCCUAGCCCUUUUCAGCCCAUUAUAUAUGAAAUCAAUAUUUCUUUCAGUGACCGGUUACUUCCUCCAGCUGACACGCCAAUGAAGACUGCAGAUGACUGCAACAACACAUGACGUGACUGUGAUGUUUUGUCUUCACUGAACAAAUGGAUCGAAAGAUAUCUAGGCAAUUCUUGGGGAAGCCAGAAAACCUCACACCACCGACGUGCUCAGUUCAGCCAGCGUAGGGGCAGAAAAAAUAGCCUGAAGCUUCACGAUCUUCCAGUCUGAUUUGCUGUGAGGACUGCUUCAUAAAUUCAAAUAGUCCUAUGACUUCAACGUCACGCUGAAAGCAUUUCCAUCGCAAAGAAUGAGCAUGGAUAACUCAGGGCCAGGAAAAUGGGCAAAGGAAAUACGGAGGCCCACCACCCGGCUGGGACGGCCCUCCGCCGGAGAGGGGGUGUGAGAUCUUCAUUGGGAAACUGCCCCGAGACCUCUUUGAAGAUGAACUUAUACCAUUGUGUGAAAAAAUUGGCAAAAUCUAUGAAAUGAGAAUGAUGAUGGAUUUUAAUGGAAACAAUAGGGGCUAUGCCUUUGUAACCUUCUCUAAUAAACAGGAAGCGAAGAAUGCAAUAAAGCAGCUCAAUAAUUAUGAAAUUAGGAAUGGACGUCUCCUUGGGGUCUGUGCCAGUGUGGACAACUGCCGUCUGUUUGUGGGGGGCAUCCCCAAAACAAAGAAAAGGGAGGAAAUCUUAGCAGAAAUGAAGAAAGUCACGGACGGAGUUGUGGACGUCAUUGUGUACCCUAGUGCGGCUGAUAAAACGAAAAACCGGGGUUUUGCUUUUGUGGAAUAUGAAAGUCACCGGGCAGCAGCGAUGGCAAGGAGAAAAUUGCUGCCAGGAAGGAUCCAGUUAUGGGGACACCCAAUUGCUGUUGACUGGGCAGAGCCAGAAGUCGAGGUAGAUGAAGACACCAUGUCAUCGGUAAAAAUUCUUUAUGUGAGGAACCUCAUGCUAUCGACUACUGAAGAGACCAUUGAAAAGGAAUUCAACAACAUCAAACAAGGUGCAGUGGAGAGAGUAAAGAAAAUUAGAGACUACGCCUUCGUGCACUUUAAUAAAAGAGAAGAUGCGGUUGAAGCUAUGAAAGCCUUGAACGGGAAGGUGCUGGAUGGUUCCCCUAUCGAAGUGACAUUAGCCAAACCCGUCGACAAAGACAGUUACGUCAGAUACACCCGGGGCACGGGGGGAAGAGGUACCAUGUUGCAAGGAGAAUACACCUAUGCGUUUGGACACGUGUACGAUCCCGCCACGGCCUACCUCGGCGCUCCCGUCUUCUACGCACCCCAGGCCUACGCAGCUAUCCCUAACCUUCAUUUCCCGGCCACCAAGGGGCUGACCAACAGGAGCAUUAUCCGACCUCCAUCUGUCCGAGAAAUUUACAUGAAUGUACCUGUAGGGGCUGCGGGAGUUAGAGGACUAGGAGGUCGCGGCUACCUGGCUUACACAGGCCUGGGGCGCGGAUACCAGGUCAAAGGAGAAAAGAGGGGAGAGGAUAAACUCUACGACCUCUUGCCAGGAAUGGAGCUCACGCCGAUGAACCAUGUCACUUUAAAACCCCAAGGGAUCAAGCUUGCGCCUCAGAUCUUAGAAGAAAUCUGCCAGAAAAAUAAUUGGGGACAGCCUGUUUACCAGCUUCAUUCUGCAAUUGGCCAAGAUCAAAGACAGCUGUUCCUAUAUAAAAUCACGAUUCCUGCCCUUGCUAGCCAGAACCCUGCCAUACAUCCCUUCACACCUCCCAAGCUCAGUGCAUAUAUUGAUGAAGCCAAAACCUACGCAGCAGAAUACACCCUUCAGACGCUGGGGAUUCCCACAGAAGGAACAGAGGUGCCUCCCGCAGCACCUGCUUUUCCAGGAUACACCAUUGCUAAUGCAGCCGCGACAGUCACAGCCACUCAGCUGAAACAAGCAGUGACAAUGGGACAAGAUUUAGCAACUUAUGCCGCGUAUGAAGCCUACCCCGCCUUCGCAGUAGCUACACGCAGUGAUGGUUAUGGGGCGUUUUAAUGCUGUAUUGUAUCAAUAGUUUCCUUAAAUUAAGCACAGGCAGGAAAAUUCUCAUGAUUUUUAGCUAAUCUGUCUUCUAAAAUUAGAUUUUAGCCCGAGUUUUAUUCUUCUAGCUUGUUAGUUUCAUAACAGAACGUUGGGGGACAAAAAGAAAAAUUAAGAAAAUCAGUAAAAAUCAGACUUUCAGACUACAAGUAGAAUGUUAUCCCAGAAGAUAAGUGGUUCUCAGGUAUAUAUAGCAUUGUGUGUGUGUGUUUACAAGCAACAAUCCACACUGAAAACAGAAUAAGUCCCAUUCAGGUGGUGAUUUGAGAGCCUGGGAAGGAAGCGGUGCUUCUAGCAAUCCCGCACUCUCCGCUCUCUCUCUCUGUUCACCUGUAUCUCUAUCCAGACAGAGAAAUUUAAGGCUGCCCCUUUGGCCCUUGGUGAACAGAUCGCUGGCUUGCCUUUUACCGCCUUUGAAAACCUCGUGUGACAAGCGCUCCGGGGACGUGCUCAGGCUCAGUUAGGCACCUCAUUUUUUUUUUUUUAAAUUAAUGCUAGCACAGCCAAGGAAAAAAGUCAUAAAUGUGUCAGUCCAACCUAACAGCCUGAUUUGUAUGCUCUUUAAUGCAGAUACGAUUUUUCAAGCAGAAGGCAGGCAUUCAGCAGAGUUUUCUCUCCUACUUUGCUACUUCCUGGCCGUAGCUAUAAGUAGCAAAACAGCGAAGAAUGGUGCAUUCUCCCCUCCCGUCCAAUGGCAUUUUCAGUCAAAGACAGGAAAACCUUCAGGACUAUUAAGGUUGAGGACCAGAAAAACACUAUUUAUUGUGGCCAAUCUUUACAUUCAUGAAAGUUUCCCGGGGUAACGCACGCGCCUCUGCAGUAAACGUUCCUCCUGUUCUGAAGAGCACCGGCCUCUGGUAGCCAGGGUCGGGUUCGUACUCUUUUGGGAUACUGAAAGUGUCCUUUGCUUAACAGCAGCAGGGAAUUAUUCUUAUAUUUCAGUCAUCGGAUUGACCUAGGAGUAACCAUGCCCAGCAGACAGAGAAGGAAUUCGGUUUUCGGUAACUACAGGGCACUUGUUUUAAUUGUCUAGAGCAUGCACUCUAAGAAAACUGGCAUCUGUUCAGUCUAGAUCUGAAAACCGCCUCAGAUUUAUUAGCCAGGAGAGUUUACAACCUGUAAGAUGAACAGCUGAAUCCCCUUCUGGUUCUUCCACAACGUUAUUCCAGGUGUACAUUUUCCUCUGUCACAGAGCAAAAACAAGCAUCUUCCCCGCAUGUCACGAGAGCAGCUCCCCCUCAGUGUUUAGAUGUUGGUGCCCAUUGAUUUGAACAGAUCUGGCCCUAAACUAGAUGAGAUAAUGUGACACUGUGAAAGCUGUUUUGCUAUUGUAAGUGGAGCUUAAUCAGAUGUACCUAAAGCUUUAAAAAAAGUGCUAAUCAAUGAAAAGGGGUUGACCAGUAGGAACUAAGUACUCUCAUACUUCAGCUGACUUGAUCUUGGCAGGACUGGAACAAAACCAUAUAAGCUGUAUAGUUUGUGGUACUAUUAGACGCCUAUGUUGAAGAUGUUUUGUAGCUUUGUAGUAGCAUCUCUCGCUCGCUCUCUGCCUAGACAUACGCGCGUACGCAUGUUCCUUAACUAGAGCAUGUUCAAGAAACUUAAAAGGACGCUGUCAAGGUAUCUGCUAUCAUUUUUACUAUCCUGGCUGUUUAUUUUUAGUACCUUGCUUUCUGUGAUCCGCUUGAGCUCUCUUGUGUCUCAUGCUGGCAUUACUAUAGCCCAGCAGAAACCGGGGGCCUUUUGUACGCCAAGGACUACCUCAGCUGUCUUCCCCCCUGCCUCGCUUGCGUGGCAGUAGGUUGCUUACCUGUGUCACUCUCCAACGCUGGGCAGCCUUCUACAAGCGUAGCUGAUUUCUUUUGCAUUGCUUUGAGUUUGCUGCCGGCUUUCAAGACAAGCCAGGGUGGCUGCCAGAGAGCAGGUGCUUAGGUACCCAUGUGGAGCUGGGCUUUCGGAGAGGUCCUGCAAAAAUUUGCCUAAUCCCAAACCGUUUCUUCAAUUAAAUUUCAUUAGCGCUCUCAGGCGGGAAUAUCACUUAAGGAAAAUGACCUUAUAAUCGAAGUUAGGCACAGGAAUCAUUCGCAGUCACUGCCUUGGACAGCGUCCCUUUAAGAUAUCCGGAGCAUUACCUCCAGCUAGAUACUUCAGACCCUCUGUACCUGCUGCUAAUGGAGGUUUGUUUCUAUUUAUAAACCAUCUCAUUCAGGUGAUCCAAAAGGUAUUAUUGUCCUCUGUCAUUGCUAUUCAGCACACCUUCAUUCACAAAAAAAAAAAGAAAAAAAAAACUAAAAAAAGACAACCCUGGUUGCAGGGUUGCAAGAGUGUUAUUGGUAUUCUAGCUGUAUUUUCUCUUCUAUCUCUGUGUUUUAAGUCAUGUUUCAAAAUACUGCCAAUGAAUAAUAGAGCCAUGCUUCUCUUUUUUAACAACAACAAAAAACUACUGUUGGUAGAAAACAUUUCUCAUUUUCAAUAUUCAGUAACUAUAGUCUGCUUUUUCAGCUAUUUAUAUAAGUUCAGAAAGAUGUCAAAGAAAAGGGCAAGAAACAGUAUUAAAAAGUGUGUGCAUGAAGCACUUAUUUUUGUACGCUUAGUACAAUAUUUGUAUAGAGUUUUAACACUAUGAAGUGUAGUAAAAAUCACACCGUCCAUUUACUGGAGGACAAUCACAUAUGCUUAGAUGAAAUGAAGUCAAAAUGGCAUCUUAAUCACCCAUUACAAGGAAAUUAUAACCUGGAUUAAAUUCUGUGAAGUAAGUUUGUAAUUCUAGAAUAAUCAAAGGGCAUUAACUGGACUUUGCAAUAUCAUUAAAACGUUUAAACCAA
Struthio camelus australis is the source of this 4939-nucleotide messenger RNA. It is a transcript of the gene A1CF, whose product is annotated as APOBEC1 complementation factor. Lineage: Eukaryota; Metazoa; Chordata; Aves; Struthioniformes; Struthionidae. Gene Ontology annotation, molecular function: mRNA binding. The record is from RefSeq and is a predicted model, not a curated record. Gene Ontology annotation, cellular component: nucleus.